Messenger RNA from Homalodisca vitripennis (glassy-winged sharpshooter), 2868 nucleotides. It is a transcript of the gene Ssrp, whose product is annotated as FACT complex subunit Ssrp1. Gene Ontology annotation, cellular component: FACT complex; nucleus. The transcript is spliced from 14 exons. The record is from RefSeq and is a predicted model, not a curated record. NCBI's taxonomy places the organism in Eukaryota, Metazoa, Arthropoda, Insecta, Hemiptera, Cicadellidae. The coding region runs from base 351 to 2627 and encodes 758 amino acids. Gene Ontology annotation, molecular function: nucleosome binding; DNA binding; histone binding.
CUUAGAAGACGGUGGUUUGGGUUGCAUUGUGUGCUGUGUUCCCUCUCUUUGAUUGUAAACUGCUGCCGUUCUUUAUUUCUGCUUUACUCCCAAUGUAAUAGAUAUUAUUACAACAGUGUGAGCUCAAGAUUCAACAGAUUGGCCUUGUUGUAAUUUUUAAGGAGUUGUCUUUUUGUAAAGAUAGUGAAGUGUGAGUUAUUCGUAAUAACACGUUAAUAAUUUGUUGGUUAAGUAUUUAAUUUACCUCCAAUUUUGUUGGAGACCCGGCCAGAUACAUGGUGCUAGGAAUUGACUACUAUAUCACGGUAUAAAAGAAGUGCUAUUUUUCGUUAUUUAUAGGUUAGUAAAAGAUGACAGACUUUUUAGAGUUCUCUGACAUUUCUGCAGAAACCAAGGGUUCAUUGACACCUGGAAAACUAAAGCUGUCUGACCAAGCCAUCAGCUUCAAGAACAGUAAAACUGGCAAAGUUGAACAAAUAGCCUCCACAGACUUAGAGUUUGUAAAUUGGCAAAAACUCGUUGGCUUUUGGGGUUUGCGGCUUUUUCUCAAGAAUGGAUCCCUUCAUAGGUUUUGUGGAUUCAAGGAGUCGGAGCAGGAGAAGAUCGCCAAGUUUUUCAAGACCAACUACUCCAUGGAUAUGCUGGAGAAAGAGUUGAGCGUGAAGGGCUGGAACUGGGGAACAGCCAAAUUCGCAGGAUCAGUGCUUAGCUUUGAUGUCAGCAACUUGACAGCUUUCGAAAUUCCCCUCAACAAUGUCUCGCAGUGCACAACUGGGAAAAACGAAGUCACUAUUGAGUUUCACCAGAAUGAUGACGCACCUGUUAGUUUAAUGGAGAUGCGGUUCCACAUUCCCUCGUCAGAAUUGGCCGGAGAUCUGGACCCCGUGGAAGCAUUCCACAAGCAGGUCAUGGACCAAGCCAGCGUUAUCUCCGUGUCAGGCGAUGCCAUUGCCAUCUUCCGUGAGAUUCAGUGCCUCACACCUCGUGGUCGCUAUGACAUCAAAGUGUUCAACACUUUCUUCCAGCUCCACGGUAAGACGUUCGACUACAAGAUACCGAUGUCAACAGUGCUGCGGCUAUUCGCACUUCCUCACAAAGAUGGGAGACAACAUUUCUUUGUAGUGAGUUUAGACCCGCCCAUCAAACAGGGGCAGACUCGGUAUCAUUUCCUCGUGUUCUUGUUUGGACAAGAUGACGAGACAUCAAUUGAACUACCAUUUUCUGAAGAGGAACUGAAAGAAAAAUAUGAAGAUAAGCUGAAGAAGGAAAUAUCAGGACCCACGUGGGAGGUUUUAGGCAAAGUUAUGAGAGCAAUCGUCAACCGUAAGAUCACUACUCCUGGAGGGUUCAUUGGAAAUACUGGCACACCGGCUGUCGGCUGCUCCUAUAAGGCGGCAGCUGGAUUCCUCUAUCCCCUGGAGAGAGGUUUCAUCUUCAUCCACAAGCCACCUAUCCACAUCCGCUUCGAGGAGCUGGCCAGUGUCAACUUUGCUCGUAGUGGCGGAAGCACCAGGUCAUUUGACUUUGAAGUAGAACUGAAAUCAGCAGUAGUCCACACAUUCAGCAGUAUUGAGAAAGAAGAGUACACAAAACUGUUUGACUUCAUAUCGUCCAAGAAACUCAGAGUCAAGAACCGUGGGAAGUCUGACAAGCCAAGCUAUGCGGACGACUUUGGUGAUUCAGACCAAGAGGGUGCACCCGACGCUUACCUUGCGAGAGUCAAGCAGGAGGCGGCCGAGCGGGACGAUGAGGACGGAGGAGACUCGGAUGAGGACGAGAGCACAGAUGAGGACUUCAACCCCAACGUCGCAGAGAGCGACGUGGCUGAAGAAUUUGACUCUAAUCCAGAACCAACAGACUCAGAUGAGGGUUCAGAUGCUUCAGGAGGUAGUGGCGGAGAGAAAAAAGAGAAGAAGAAAAAGAAAGAGAAAAAGGAAAAGAAAUCACGAUCUGCAAAAACAAUUUCUGAAAAACCGAGGAAGAGGAAGAAUAAAAGAGAGAAGGAUGAAAAUGCUCCUAAGCGUCCUCCAACUGCUUACUUUCUCUGGUUCAACGAGAACAGGGAGAAGAUCAAGAGCGAUAAUCCUGGUAUUGCCUUCCUGGACAUUGCUAAGAAAGGAGGUGAGCUCUGGAAAGCUCUGGAUAACAAAAAGGAGUAUGAGGAGAAGGCAGCGAAAUUAAAAGAAGAGUACAGUGAGGCACUGAAGAAGUAUAAAGCCAGUGGUGGUGGCAGUACUGGUCCAGCCUCCUCCGGAAAGUCAAAGACAAAAUCAUCGCCAAAGAAAUCAAUUGCUAGUGCAAACACAAAAUCUGCCGGAGCCGGAAAAGAUUUUAUCAGCAAGGAGUUUAUUGAGGACAGUGAUAGUAGUGAAAGUGACGGCGGCAAAAAAUCAAAAAAAACCGAAGUAAAAAAAGAAAAGAGUGAUAGUAGCAGUGGUGGUGAUGAAUCAGAAGCAGAGAAGACCCCAGUGAAAAAAGAAGCAAAGAAGGAGGUGAAAAAAGAGAAGGAAGAGAAGAGUAAGAAAGCGGGCAGUGAUGAGGAUGAUGAUGAAUUCCCCGAAGAACCAGAAGAAAGUACACCACCAACAACUGAGGAUGAAUCAGGGGGUGAUUCAGAUAGUGAUUAGGAAAACAAAAACACAUUUAAUGUUAAAAACAGGAAUUUCGAGAAAGCAGAUUUUUUAAUGAGGAUAGGAUAAAUAAAUCUCAAAACAUAAUUAUUUCAGUGACCUGUAAUUAAGCUUUUUCAUUCUUUCCUGUUCUGUAUUUGAAUAACUGUCUAUUCAUUCCAUAAUUUGGUCUAUAUGUUUAACAUGAUUCCUGUAUUUUGAAUGUACAUAAUUAUUAUUAAACUAAUUUUCUACUUUA